Tribolium madens (black flour beetle) is the source of this 1399-nucleotide messenger RNA. Its product is annotated as leucine-rich repeat-containing protein 4B-like. Gene Ontology annotation, molecular function: protein binding. The record is from RefSeq and is a predicted model, not a curated record. The coding region runs from base 394 to 1350 and encodes 318 amino acids. The transcript has 2 exons. Lineage: Eukaryota; Metazoa; Arthropoda; Insecta; Coleoptera; Tenebrionidae.
UUGAAUUUUUGAUCAGAAUCGGAUAUAAUUGAGAAAUAUAUUUCUUACUGACUAAAUUAUUAGAAAGCAAAGUAUUGAAACUUUUGCUGUCCCACAACAACAUUUUUAAGUUUUUCGAUAGCUAUUUGGCAUAGAAUCUGGCAUUUUUUUGUUAAUGUACAGGGUGUUCAAAAUUCGAUUAUUUUACCAGCCUUUGUCGACAGAAAUCCUUGACGGAAAGUUACAUCUCCCUCACAAACAAACAUCAUUGCAUUGAUUUCAUAGGACGCAAAGGACGAAUUCGUUAAAUCCUCUCCUUACUUAUGCAAAUUGGCACUUGCAAAAUGUGAAUUCUAUUAUUUAAUGAUAUAAGUAGUAACCGCAAAUCAAAUCAUCACUUAGUUUCGUCCCUUGAUGCGUUUCAACCAAACGAGAAUGCGAAAAUAUCUUCUACUAUCUUUACUAAUCCUCGAAACGAUUUGCUGCGAGUACAACCCAUCCAACGACGACACUAAAUGCAUCUCGCGCGAAUUCCAAAAAGGCCAAACCAUCUCGUUGAAAAAAUGGGGCAACAAAUUGGACUUGUCGUUGAUUCGAGGCCCAAUUUUCGCAGACAGUUUUCCGCUGCUACUCGGAAUCAAAGAAAUGACAUUACGCUCGAGCAACAUCUCCGAUAUCGAGUCCGGAUUUUUCCACCAAUUUCCCAACUUGGAAAGCUUGACGAUUAAAAUCAAUCACGGUUUUCCCAACAUCACGACACGAAUUUUCAAAGGCUGUUGCCCCAAAUUGACUUCGUUCAAAGUCCUCGACAACAAUCUACGCUAUUUCGACAACCAAGUCUUCAAAACUAUGCCCAAACUCGAGUUCCUUUGGAUCGAAAAACAGAAUUUGGGCCCUCUCGAGGCCAAUUAUUUCAGCGGUUUGAGCAGUUUGAAAAAGUUGAGGUUGCAGUACUGCGAGAUUAAACGCAUCGAACAGAAUGCAUUUGACGAUUUGACGAAUUUGGUCAAAUUAGAAUUGCCGACGAAUCAAGUUGAGAAAAUUCAACCUGGGACUUUUAAAAAUUUGAAAAAGUUGGAGGAAUUGCAUUUGUCAGGGAAUAGUAUCAGGAAUUUUACCGGUGGGGAGUUCAAUGGUUUGGAUAAUUUAAAACGACUGGAAUUGAUUGGGAAUAAGAUAAAUUCCUUGAAUGUCGAGAAAAUUUUGGAAAAUUUACCGAAAUUGGAACGGAUUGGGAUUAAAUUGACCUUGUUUGAGUGCGACAGGGCCAAAUCGUUGGUCGAGAGGAUUAAAGAGAAUAACAUCGAGAUUAAAAAUGUUGACGAAGUCUUGAAGGAUUCGUGUUCGAAGGACUCCAAGGAACAGGAUUGAGUCAGUUGUAAUUUAAGUAGAUGUAAUUAAUAAAUAACAUUAUUGAUAA